AUGCGCUGCGGCGAGGCCAAGGCUGAGUGCCGCCUCGCCAUCCUCAGCGCGGGCCAGGAGCAAGAGGUGGAUAUCACCGUGCUGCCGCGCCUGGGUGAGGGCUUGGUGAGUGGCGCCCUGCUCGCCCGGGGCCCCACGCCCUGCGCAUUCGGCACGUCGGAUUCGGGGGAGUGGGGUCUACUCGCCCGGGAUGAUGAGCUGGUGCGCUGCGCUGCCCAACGUCAGCGGGAGGCGGAGGACGUCUUCUUGGCGUGCCAGCAGUCCCCGAGCAUGUCUUUCAGCCUUACGAGUGUCAGCGAGUCUCAGCACGGAUCAGAGCGACGCCAUGUGCGCGGCAAAGCGCCCGGCGCAGCGCAGAGAGAGGCGCUGGAGCCCCACCUGGACUGUGAUGGCAGCGCGAGCCGCAUGAGGCCCGCCAAGCCUAAGAAGCCCAGCGUCGAAGAGCUCCUGCCGUUGCGCCUGGUGGGGGAUUUCUGCAGUUGGCAGGCGGACGUGCCCGGCUUGGAGCUCCAGGCCAACGGCUCCCAAGUAGGCGGGAAGGUCUUGGAGUUUUUCUUGCCUCUUGAGAUCCAGGAGAGCUCCGUGGAGUUUCAGAUCAUCAGCAGCCCCCUGGGCUUCCAAGUCCGGCUCUACCCCAAGGAGGGAGCGGGGCUCCUCAAGGCCGAUGAGAAAAUGGGCGCCUCCGAGGCGAAUGCGCUGGUGGGUGGCAGCGGCGACGGCCACGGCAGGAACUUCGUCAUUCGGGACACCAAGGCCAAAGCGCUUCUGGUGCGCCUGGCUUUGGGCAAGAAGGGCGUGGCCGGCCCGGCCCUGGCAGCGCAGGUGAGCUAUGCGCAGAAGGAGAGGCAGGGCUUCCCAACGGUGCAGAUCGGCGACGGGAAGAUUCGAGUGCUGUCUGGAGACGUGGGCCAGGUGGCUUGGAGCAGCGACCCCGACAGCCUAAAGCUGAAGCAGCUUCUUCCCCUGCGCCUUGUUGGCCAGCCUUGCUCGUGGCGCCUGGAGCAGUCAGGCCUCACCUUUGCGGAUGCCGACAAGCAAGGCGAGUGGCAAGGCUUCAGCCUGUGCUGUCGGCUGCUGACACGGCAGGUGGACUUCCAGGUGGUCAGCGACAAGAUGGGCUUUGGCUGGCGCCUCUUUCCAGAAGGAGGUACUGCUCGUGUCCCAUUGACCCCCGAGCCCCAUGACGCUGCGGUUGCUGCUAUCGGCGGCAAGGAUGAUGGGUCUGGGCAGAACUUCUCUCUGAGUGGCCGGCCUUUGAGUGUCGUUUCCAUCACAGCGUGGCUGAAGCUGGAUGGCGAGCGCGUGCUGGGUGCACGUGUAGGUCAUGCCAGCUCCAAUGAGACACCGAAAGUGGCCAUCGGCGCGCGCCGUGUGCAGUACCCGGUCCCGGCGGUGAUGACCCCCUUGGGGCCUGAGCUGCUGGAGGCAGCGCAGACCGAUGAGGAGCGUGAGGCAGCAACUCAGCAGCGAAACGACUGCCUGCGGCGAGCCAUCUGGAGCAUCCAGCGGGAGUAUGCAGCGGAGGAUGUGCAGCAGGAGGUGCUUGCACUGCGGCAGCUGUAUCCUUACCAACAGAAGAAGAGUAUUCUCGCUUUGGAGAUGGAAGCAGGGCAGCAGCAAGAGGAGCAGGAGGAGGAGGACGGGGUGCAGUCCUACGUCAAAGCUGUGCAGAACCUGAAGCGAGAGAACGCGGAGGAAGAUGGAGGCGCAGGAGCCAUGCAGACCGAGGAGGCAGGUGAGCCUCGGUGUGAGCCGAGCCCCGAGGCCGGCCCCAAAAGCGCUGAGGAGGAGCUGCGGCAGCACUGUUUGCGUGGCCUGGCGGCGGUGCAGCGGCAGGUGGCGCAGCAUAGCAGCGAAGCUAAAGGCAGCGGUGAGCUGGCGCUGAUGCCUCAAAGUUAUCCCUCGGCUUUGGCGGGGGCCCUCUCCAUGUGCGAGGGUGACAACUUGGCAGCCGCGCUGGCUGGUGCGCGUGCGGCGCAUCUGGAGCAGUUGAAGAAGCAGGAGAAGGUUUUGGCUCGUGCCCUCCAGCCGCUCGAGCCGGAGUCGGAGGAGGAGGGGGAGGAGAACCAGGUGGUGGAUGCAGGCGCAGCGCUGGCUCUGCUGCAGAAGGCCAACCUCUUCGGGGACACGGAUGCCCAAUUCAAUAGCGCCGUGCAGAACUUGCCCUCGGUGAAGGCUGCCAGGGAGAGAGCCAUGGUGGCCGUUGGUUUGCCCAGCAACUUGGGCCCGGUGGCGGCGCGCAUGGCGGAGCUGUUGCACCACACGGAUCCCCAGGGCCGGCAGGCGAACAUGCUCUGCCUCAAGCGGCUCCGCCUCCUUGCAGUUCCGCAUCCUGAGGUCAUCCGCCGGGCUGCGGAGGCUCUGCAGAAGGGGGGCCUCAUGACCUUCCCGCCGGGCAGCUGGUUCUUCGGCUUGGAGGGGCAGCCGCAGCACUUCCCGCUGCUCAUGGAGGACCUUCAUGCAGCCUGGAAUGGGGGCCACUUCCGGCAUUGGUUCGGGUCUCCCCGGGCUGGGCGGUACAUGACCAGCACACUGCAGGAGAUCUGGUCCCUUGGCUUCAAGCACCUCUACGAGUCGGUGGUGCUUCUUCAGGACGAGCUGCAGCUCAUCUUGAAGGAGAUGGGCCCUGCAGGCAGCCACCUACGUGUCGAGCAGCAGGUCCUGAUCAGCUUCCACGGCAAGGGCCAGCAGAUGCCGCCCUGGGAGGAUGGCGCGUCGCGGCGCUCGCGGCGUGUGAGCCUCCUGCCGGGGACCCGGACCCUCCAAAAUCGCAAGGGGUCCUUUUGGUUUCCCUUCAAAAUAAAUCAUCCAAAAAGGGCACCCUCCAGAAAGAUACGCCAAGAACAGCGGAGAGGUUUGGGGAGGUUGGGCCACUUUGGUGUCACAGCCAAAGCCAUUGAGCAAGCCUUUGGAGGGCUGCCAAGGAUGAACCCCGGGUACAGCCACCGCCGCGUGGGCGAGGGUGGCGCCCUGCGCUUACACCUGAAGGAUGGUGCAAGAGGCAAGAACGUGCAGGAACUGCCCGGUGGUGGAGGGAACUGGGCCGUUUUCCGCACGCCGGAUGUGCGGCAGGAGGUGACAAAGGUGAACCUCCCCUGCGGGCGCUGGAGCCUCACUGUGGCGGCGGAGGACGUGGAAGUGGCACGGAAGCUGCGGCCGGAUGAGCCGCAGGCGCUUGCCACUCUGGGCGAGCAGACCAUGGAAAGCCACAUGGCCGCGCGGGAGGUGAGUUGCGCCGCCUGCAGCUUCAGCGCCGGGGACGGGCUGCUGCUCAGCUGCCCGGGGAACCACCGGAUCUGCCGGAACUGCCUCCUCAUGGAGCUGCGACGGGAGAGCGUGCCGAGCUGCCCUGCCUGCGCAGGAGAGGGCGACCGCAUUCACCUGAGCUCCACUUGGCAGCUCAUGACGCAGGAGCACGGCGGCCUGGAGCAGCUGGGCUGUUGCUGCACCCCCGGCGCCGAAGGCUGCGACAGCCAGGUGGAUGUGGGAGCCCAGGUCGUCAUUUUUGGCCAAAGCAAGCGCAGUGGUCUGAAUGGCCAGAGGAGCCAGGCGCUGUGGUGGGAUGUGCAGCAGCAGGUCUGGGAGGUGCUGCUGCCAUCCCGGAAGGUUGUGGCGUUGAGGCCUUCGGAGCUGGCGCUGUCGGAGGCCUGUGACGGCAGCAACAUCAACAACUGCCCCUGCUGGCCUUCAGGGCGUGGCAUCUACCCCGUGAGUUUGGGCAACCGUUGCUGCGUGAAGCUGGGCAUCGACGAGUGCUCUGGAGACGCCCACUGCCCCGUGGGCUAUCCCUACUUCCAUGGCGCGGAGUACUUGCCCUUCGAUUCACUUCUGACAUCGCUGGAUGCGGUACUUUUCUUCCUUCGCCACAACUUCGACAACUUCUUCCACUACAAUGACAUGAUCGACGUGCACCCACCAGGCCUCGAGCGCAUCAUUUUCCACAACUACCGGUCCUGGAUGCAUGCGUUCCCACACCACCACCCGCAGCUGGACCAAGCCAAACUGGAUCGCCGCAUCCGGCGUUUCAGGGUGCUAUGUCAACACAGCCGCGAUGUGCGGGGCGCGCGGUGCCUGCAGUUCGUGCGUUACGUGGGCGACGCGCCUCAUGAGCUGCACAGGAUCGAGGAGCUCUACUCCUUGCUGCGGCUAUGGGGCGGGGCUCAGUCCAGGCUUUGCUAUGUGGCCAUGCUCCAGGCGGGCGUCCCCAAGCUGCCGCACCUGCCCAACAUGCCCUGGAGUACCAGUUCGCCUCUUUGGGGCAUCUCGGCGCCUUCAUUGAAGCGGGGCCGGCUGCUGCGGCACGCAAAGUACCCGAAGGUGCUCUUCUGGCUAGUGGAGGGCAUCGUGGAUGUCAUGGACUUCAGCCCAAUCCGGGAGGCGCUGCGCUUCAACGUCUACGACGAGGCGGGGAUGCUCUUCGACUGCCCCGAAGUCUCCACGGAGGAGCUGCUGCAGAUGCUGCGACCCUUCAAGGAUCCGUUCACCAACAAGGGCCCCAACUGUGUCCGGACCUGGCUGGAGCGACCUGCGGACCGGGAGAAGGAGGUGUCCUACGGAUUCUUCCCUGAUUGCCCCAGGGCCCAGAAGGCGGACCAGGGCCGCUCGGAGAACCGCCCGCUGUGGCAGGCGGUGCAGCGCCAAGACUUGGCGCAAGCGCGGCUGGCGCUGCAAGCGAAUGCCGACGCGAACGCCUGGGACACCCAGGGCCGGCGGCCACUGCAGGAGCUCUGCGAAAUGGCAGUUGCAGGCAAAGGCGGGGAUGCGACCCUGCAGAUCGCUGCAGAGCUUUUGCUGGCGCACGGCGAUCCUCGUGCCCGCGACAAGAAGGGCGCUACUGCCCUGGACGUUUGCAAGCGCCUGGCGCAGCAGAAGGCGCCGUUUGGGCCGCAGCUGGUAGCGCUGCUGAGGGCGGUGGCACUGGAGGACUUUGAGCAGCGAGCGCUCUUCCGAGCGCUGGGGCGGCUGGAAAAGCGCAGCCAGGUGGCUCUCCACCUCCUAGGGCUGAGGCCAUUGCGCCCUGUGGCUGCGGCCGAGGUGGCGUGGAGGAGUCCGGGGCCAGACCUGGAGGAGCAGCUCCGGCGCCUGGACGAGGAGCUGCAGGCGCUGCAGGGCCUGGCAGCUGCCGCGCGGCGGCGGGGCCUGAGGCGCCUGCUCUUCGAGUGGCACCCGGACAAGAACAGCCACCGCUACGAGCUGGCCCAGACGAUGUUCCAGCAUUUGCAGCACCGCAAGGCGGAGCUCUUGGGCAAGAAGCCGGGCUGAGGCGACGCCUCGUCAUGCCCUGCCCAAAGGACGCGUGUAGACGUCGCCACCCGGGCGCGAAGACGCGCUCGCAUGCCGUGCCGCAGCCUCACAGAGCUCGCGGACAUGGGCUCGCGGCACGCCAAGGAGUGAGAGGCAGAGGGACA
This is a messenger RNA of Effrenium voratum, 5408 nucleotides long. Lineage: Eukaryota; Dinophyceae; Suessiales; Symbiodiniaceae. The record is from the annotation of a GenBank genome assembly.